CCCAGUUCCCACUUGAACCAGACAGGGGUCUUCGAAAAAAGUUCAAUAUCUGAAGAUUCGUCGCGCGACAUCAAAAAACGACUUUAAGCAACUGCGGAACCUCUGCCAUUGACACCGGAAGAGGUCCUGCAAAAGCUACAUACAAAUAUGGCUGCUUCAAGUAGAGGAGGCAAUGCUGCCGCUGCUUUAUUACGAAGACAAUCCAGUAUAUGCGCCAGCUGCAGAAUUACACAAUUCCGAACAUACUCAACCGGCGCCGAGGCAGCUGCGGCAGCCGAAGCUCACCACCUGAAACCCACCGAAUCACAACCACAUCCUCCCUUUACCGCAUCCCGUAGAUCAGAAUACCGCAUAAAGUCCGGGGUUAUUCUAACCCGAGCGCCCUUGCUCACCCGAGCUCUCACACCGUUUGAGAACGCCUUCUACUUCUACCAGAAACGCUUGAACGAACGAUUAGUUUUACCUUUCAGACAUACCCUCUUCUUCAAGAAGGACACAGCGUCCGAUCUAGACUGGAGAAUCAAAUUCGAGGAGCGGGGUCGAAUAGCAGCGAAGGAAUUGGGACGAUAUUAUGCCCAGGGACGUAAUGCUUGGAACGACGAGUUAUUAGUAGGAAGUACACUAAGCGAUGAGGGAAGGAUACGGGAUAUCCUACUUAAGGAUGCUGAGAACCGUGUGACUGAAGAUGGCGAGGAAGCUCAACCGGAUGAAAUUGUUCCCGUUGAACGACCAAUGGACCGGAUUACUGAGGCAGACAAGACAAAUGAUAUAAGGAGGUUAGAUCGCAAACUUGACCGAACACUCUACUUGAUUGUUCAAGGCAGCGAUGGGAAAUGGCAUUUCCCGACGGAGGAUGUGCCAACAGACGAACAUUUACAUGAGACCGCAGCAAGAGCCCUAGAAUACGCAGCAGGCGUAAACAUGAACACCUGGUUGGUGGGUCGUGUGCCAGUUGCCCAUAUGGUAACACAUCCGGAAUUCAACGAAGACACAUCUCUUAAGCAGAGGGGCGAAAAGGUGUUCUUUCUGAAGGGAAGGAUUAUGGCCGGUCAAGCAGACUUGAAUGGUAAUAGGUUCGGCCUUCGAGAUUUUAACUGGCUUACGAAGGAGGAGUUAAAGGCAAAGCUACCCUCUGACUACUUCCACUCAGUAAGGAAUAUGAUGGCAGACCGAUAGAAUGGGUGGAAAUUAGGACAUAGAGCCUCUUGUAAUAUACAACGAAACCCAUUGUAAAGGCAAUGUACUAUAUUGUACUGU
Messenger RNA from Hypoxylon trugodes, 1257 nucleotides. RefSeq names its product 39S mitochondrial ribosomal protein L46-domain-containing protein. Gene Ontology annotation, cellular component: mitochondrial large ribosomal subunit. The record is from RefSeq and is a predicted model, not a curated record. The coding region runs from base 148 to 1176 and encodes 342 amino acids. Gene Ontology annotation, molecular function: structural constituent of ribosome. The transcript is spliced from 3 exons. Lineage: Eukaryota; Fungi; Ascomycota; Sordariomycetes; Xylariales; Hypoxylaceae.